AGUUGAAGUAGCCAGAGGCUGAGCAUCGGCUCUGGAUUUCUAUAAUAGUCCACGGAUGUGACCAAAGCUAGACUACGCCCAAAUAUGGAGGUCACCGGCAACUGAUGAACCGUCUCAAAGUCUCAGGAACAUCAAAGGAUCUGGCUCUCUACCACCAAAGCAGGAGAUAAACAGAUCUUGACUGAUGGCAAAGUCUCCACGGGAUAUCCGUUCUGUGCAGUUGCUUCCUGGAGACCGAGGAAAGGUCAUUUCUGCUUCCAAGGAGUACAGCAUGCUGUCUCUGUAAGACACCAACUCUGGCCCUGGAUUUCAGCACAAUACAGAGGUGUCCUGCAUGGAAUGGAGCUGGCAGUCCCCUUUCCCAUCUGCUAGAGGUUGGCUGCCUGGGGAGCCAGAAAAGCUACACAGGUCUGCAGCCCAAGAAGGAGGGAUGGAAAUCCAGAGAAACAAAUGAUUCCUAUCUUGUGCCAAAGCUAUAAAAGGGGGUGAACACAACAAAGGGGGUUGCCAGUCAUCAGAAAUCCCCUAGUUACCGCCUGAGCUGGAACUAACAAGACCUGUACCGGGGAAAGGAUUGGGCCCAGACUAGGAAGGAGUCUAGUCUGUGAAUGAAAGAAGCUUAUUGGAACAUCUGAGGUAUGAAAUACUACUUCUGUAUCCUGCUCUUGUGUAUAGUCAGUGUGAUUUUGGUGGUCUUAGACUGGUGGUGGACAGAUGUGAAUCAGAUCAAGGGAGAGAUUUCAAAGGCUCAGUCUGACAUGAAACUUCUGUCACCAGAAAAAUACAAGUCCUUGUUUACCUACAAUGGAAUUUGGUUAGCUCCAAAGAAUCAGUGUGAGUGCGCCAAAGCCGACCAUGUGCAUGUCUACCAGAUGGAAGAUUAUAUCGAUAAGAAAGACCUUGCCUCAAUUAAAGAGAGGCGACAGAAGGAGUUUGAGCACUAUCAGAAAAGAUACCCUUCGAUGACUCAAGAUUUAAUAAUAGCCAAACCAAACAUGCCAUUAAGCUAUCCUAUUCAAGGAGUAGAGGUGAUGCCGCUACACACGAUUAUGAUUCCAGGGCUUGGUUUGCAUGGAGUGACUGAAGAAAAGUACCAGGUGAUCCUGCGAGCAUCGCUGGGAACCCUCAAUACGCUUGCUGAUGUCUCUGAUGAUGUUGUGAGAGGACGGGGCAAGAAAGAGCUGCUCAUCUUGACCUCAGAUGUGGAGCUGCUGAAUUUCAUCCUUAGGCAUGUCACAUACACCAGUGUGGUCUACCAGCUCUCUGCAGUAGAUAUGAUGAGUUUCAAGAGCAGAGAUCAUGUCGCUCAGUUUCCUGUGAUCAUCCGACAGCCCAGCCUUCCAAAGCUGAUUGAUCCUGGAGCAGAGAGGAAGAUCAGCUCCCUGGUGACUAUCACGACGAAGACUUUCUUGCGCUAUCACAAACUUCGGUUCCUCAUCAAGAGCAUCCGACAGUACUACCCUGACAUAAAAAUCAUCGUCGCUGAUGACAGUGAAGUCCCGGAGAAGAUCAUCGAAGAGAACGUUGAGCAUUACAUCAUGCCUUUUGGAAAGGGUUGGUUUGCAGGAAGGAAUCUUGCAAUAUCUCAGGUCACAACCAAGUACUAUCUCUGGGUUGACGAUGACUACUUAUUCACCGAAAACACCAAAAUUGAGAAGCUAUUGGAUGUGCUGGAGAGAACAAACUUGGAUAUGGUUGGAGGCAGCGUGAAGGGGGACACCUACAGUUUUCAGCUGCUGUAUGAGCAGAGUGACGACGGUGACUGUCUGCAUUUGAGAUACGGCUCCUUCCACAAGUUGGACGGGUUCCCCAACUGCGUGGUCACCAGUGGUGUGGUCAACUUCUACCUGGCCCAUACAGACAAAAGCAGACACGUCAGCUAUGACCCUCUUCUGCAAAGAGUAGCUCACUCAGAAUUUUUCGUGGAUGGUCUGGGCAUCUUGCUUGUCGGUUCCUGCAGUGAUGUUUCUGUCAGUCACCAAGACCAUAAUCCUGCAUCUGAUCCCAACCUGGCUAAGGUAGAAGACCAAUAUAAAACAUUCCGGGACAACACUGAUGCACAGGUCCAAUUUAAGCUAGCUUUGCACUACUUCAAAAACCGACUGAAAUGCUACUCAACAAGAUAACCCUUUUACCCUGCUCUGUACAAUUUCUACGGUAACCUCCCUGAUACCCAUGGCAAGCGUACGCUCUGGGCUUCAGCCUAAUUGCCUUAUUUGUGCCACACUGGAUGCCUUCCUUUUUGCACCUACCUUUCUAUAAAAACUUUUUAAUGGGCUGAAUUUGGGAUCUGGAAUCUCUUGGCCCAAACUUGAAAUGGACAACGCAGUCAUAUGUAUUAUCUGCAUUCUGGUCCUGCUACAGGCCUUGCGAUGGUGUCCUCUUCAUUGCAAAGUUUCUCUGAUCAUUGAGUGAGGCAGUUUUGGCUAAUACUGAGCCAGAUUCAUCAUUGCCCUGCACUGUGUCCUUUCCAGCCAGUGCAGAGUGAAGCGGGGCAGAGUGGAAUUCCUACUGGUUUGAUCUGGUAGCACUCCAGAUCCUCUCUGCAUUUGAAUGGAUUAUCAGGGAUGCACAGACUGACUUCCUUCCUUCUUGGAGGCGUACAGUAAUUCCUCGCUUAACGUUGUAAUUAUGUUCCUGAAAAAUGUGACUUUAAGCGAAACGAUGUUAAGCAAAUCCAAUUUUCCCAUAAAAAUUAAUGUAAAUGGGGGGGUUAGGUUCCAGGGAAAUUUUUUCACCAGACAAACAAUUAACACACACACACACACACACACACACACACACACACACACACACACACACACACACACACACACACACACACACACACACACACACACACACACACACACACACACACACACACACACACACACACACACACACAAAAACUGGUAUACAGCGAUGAUGAUUGUGAAGCUUGGUUGAGGUGGUGAAGUCAGAGGGUGGGAUAUUUCCCAGGGAAUGCCUUACUGCUAAAUGAUGAACUAGCAUUUGGCUGAGCCCUCAAGGGUUAACACAUUGUUAAUGUAGCCUCCCAUUCUACAAGGCAGCAUGAAUGGAGGGAGGGGAGACAGCAUGGUAGACAGAGACAUACACCCUUUGUGUGGGAGAGGGAGAGAGAUGCACAUUGCCCCUUUAUGUAUGCUGACCCCACUCUGAGGACAUCGCCUUUAACAAAAUCAGGAAGUUGAGACAGCAUGUAUGGCCAGCAAGUUCUCUUCCUCCUGAGCCCUGUCCUGUCCCCACCCAGCUCUCUAUGGAGAUGGGGUAAGUGGGGGACUGGAGUAGGGGGAGGGGGACACCCUGAAAUUAGCCCCCCCAUUUCUCCCCUCCCCUGCAGUAGGAGGAGGGACAGCUGAACUGCCGGCAAUUGAUAGCCUGCUGGGCAGGUGCUGCACAGGGAACUUAGGGAAGCAGGGAGCUGAUAGGGGGGCUGUCGGUCUGCCCUGGUUCCAAGCCCCCACCAGCUACCUCCAACAGGCUGCUCCUCUUGCAAGCAGUGGACAAAGCAGGCGGCUGCCAAACGAUGUAAUAAGGGAGCACUGCGCAGCUUUAAUCGAGCAUGUUCCCUAAUUGAUCAGCAACAUAACAACGUUAACCAGGACAACUUUAAGUGAGGAAUUAAUUGUAACUGGAAUGCGUGCUCACAAGUCGAGUGCCAGAAGCAAAAUCACUUUUAUGUUUAGACCGAAGUGCUUGGUGUGACGAAGUAGGACUGUUCUUAAUAUUUCCUCUGAAUACUGUGUGGGUGCCUCAGUUUCUGUUUGACACUCCGUCUCCUGGCAACAAAUGACCCAGGCCCCUCCCCCCUGCAAGAGGAUGCUAAAGAUGUGGAAAAACAAAAAGAUCAGGUAACCUCCUGACCCGAGAAAAAGACAAAGGCCAGAAAGGAGGGGCUGGAGGGGGUUUCAGUUUGGAGCUUGCUGGGCAUGGGAAGUGAUGGCAGACGAGGUUAUCUGGCUCGCUGGGUCCCAAUAUGGACCCAUCUGAGGGGUCCCGUUCUCUCUACCUACAAGCUCUGUUUUAAACCAUGUUCCUGUCGUCUAAUAAACCUCUGUUUUACUGGCUUUCUAAAAGUCACAUCUAACUGCAAAGUGGGGGUGCGUGUCAGACCCUCUGGCUUCCAGGACCCCACCUGGGCAGACUUGCUGUAAAAAGCGCACAGAGGAGCAUAUGCUAAAUGCUCCAAGGUCAAACCCAAAAAGGUGAAGCCAUGUAAGCUUCUUGUCCUAAAAACAGUCUGCGCCAAGAAGAAGGCGGCUCCCCAAAGUCCUGACUGGCUUUGUGGGGAGCAGUUCCAAAGCAUUGCCCAGGGACUCCGUGACACUUGGUUUAUCCUAAAUGGAGUUAGUAUGUUGUCUAUGCAAUAUUUGUUGAGAAUUUCUUAUGAUUACUCCUUACUUAAGGACCAGAGUGGGAAUGUUGGAAACCUAGCUUAGUUAAGAAGCUUUCACUUAAGAGGAGGAAAAUGCAAACUCUCCUAACUGUCCUGCCUGAAUGCAGUCCACGUUCACGUGACCCAAGUUCUUUUCAUCUGCUAGCUCGUGUCCUAUGUGAAAUGGUGGAGUUCAGUUCCUAGUGGGCAGCUAACCACAACAUCAAAAAAACCCCACCAUUACCACAGUGGUGGGACCUGGAUGCUAAUCUCUGCCAAGAAGUAAAUGCCUCAAGCAGACCACGGGUCUUACACAUCAAGGCCCCAUACUUCUAACGAGAUGAGAGAACUUGGCCUUGGUAUGAAGUGUUCUGACAUUGGUUAGGCAAAUGACCUAGCUUUGAUUUUUGGUCCUCUCUGUAUGUCUUGUAGCCUGUGAGCUCAUUGGGGCAGGGGCUAUCUCUGUUAUGAUUGGACAGCACCUACCGUGAUCGGGUUUCCUUUACACUACUGUGAUGUGGAUAAUUAAAAUAACUUAUUUGAGUUGAACAUUGACUUAAAAUGUGAACUUUCCUUGUGGUUCUGAAAAGUCCUAUCCAUUCAUGCAAGAGCUGAAAUUCUUUGUGCUCUAUGUCCCCCCGUGGUGACACUGAGAGCUUUCUACAUAAUGGUGAUUUUCUAGUACACUUACUAUUCUUUUAUAACUAGGUAAGAGAUUGUGUAUUCUCAAUGCUGCAGUGUUCUUCUUAAAAGUAUUUAGGAUGGAUGUUUUUAAAGCUACCACAAAAAGAAAAGGGCCCUGCUUGAAAGCCAGCCCUUAUUGCUGAGAGUCUUGCUGUGUAAUACAGUUGAGAUGCAUAAUGAUACCUCAUGAUUCUAUAGACAGUGCUUUGUAUUCUGCUGCCACAACUAAAGUUAAGUCAGUGAUUUUCAAACUUUUUUUUUUUUUUUGCGGACCACUUGAAAAUUGCUGAGGGUCUCGGCGAACCACUUAAUGAUCUUUCCAAAUCUUACGAGGAGUCCAGUGGCACCUUAAAGACUAACAGAUGUAUUUGUGCAUAAGCUUUCGUGGGUAAAAAACCUGCUUCUUCAGAUGCAUGGAGUGAAAAUUACAGAUGCAGCAUAAAUAUACUGACAGCUAAUAGUACAAACAACAUGUAACUAUUGUAAAGCACUUUGGAUAAAAGCACUGUAUAAAAAAACCCUUAAUAAUAAAUAAAAGCACACAACUCAUAUUUUAAUAUCAGUAA
This is a messenger RNA of Gopherus flavomarginatus (Mexican gopher tortoise), 5628 nucleotides long. RefSeq names its product beta-1,4 N-acetylgalactosaminyltransferase 2-like. The transcript is spliced from 15 exons. Gene Ontology annotation, biological process: UDP-N-acetylglucosamine metabolic process; UDP-N-acetylgalactosamine metabolic process. Lineage: Eukaryota; Metazoa; Chordata; Testudines; Testudinidae. The record is from RefSeq and is a predicted model, not a curated record. Gene Ontology annotation, cellular component: Golgi membrane. The coding region runs from base 639 to 2126 and encodes 495 amino acids. Gene Ontology annotation, molecular function: hexosyltransferase activity.